This is a messenger RNA of Metopolophium dirhodum (rose-grain aphid), 618 nucleotides long. RefSeq lists its product as uncharacterized. NCBI's taxonomy places the organism in Eukaryota, Metazoa, Arthropoda, Insecta, Hemiptera, Aphididae. The record is from RefSeq and is a predicted model, not a curated record. The transcript has 2 exons. Bases 1 to 618 code for a protein of 205 amino acids.
AUGGACUUUGAGAUAUCAUUUACUCCACAUGACACACUUCUUGAAAAAUGGGAAGCAUGCUUUAAUAACAUCAUAUCUUUUCUAUCUAAAGAAAACCAUAUCAAGGACAGAAAUGUAAAAAAAAUCAUUGAGACAUUAUUGACUGAUGUUGGAAUAUCAGAGAAUGGAAGACAUCUCUCUGGUUACUUUGCCCCAACAAAUAAAAUAGUCCGAAUCGAUCCCAAGUCUUCUAAGAAGGUAACAACAAAAUUCACCAUCAAAGAUUCUCAAGAAUCAGUUAUUUUUGUUGGUGAAACACAACAAAAUAUUGAAGACUACAUGGACCAUGUCAGAAAAACUAAAACUUCAAUACAAUCUUCACUUUUCUGUGUAGGGAAAGAUAUUUUCUCCAUCACAGAUAUCUUUCUUUUCUUCGAUGGAGUACGUUACAAUUUUAAAAGUAUCUUAAAAGCUUUAGAUAUUUGUUUCAAAGCUAUAUAUCUUUUUGAUUUACAAUUCCCCGAGGAAUCGAUUAUGUUCUACACAUUUUUAGAAUGUUUUUUUUAUAAUUUUAAAAGCACAAAAAGUUACUCGAAGGUUCAUAUUCUUUUAGAAUAUUUACAAAUGAAUUCUCAUUAA